This is a messenger RNA of Akanthomyces muscarius, 1257 nucleotides long. RefSeq lists its product as uncharacterized. NCBI's taxonomy places the organism in Eukaryota, Fungi, Ascomycota, Sordariomycetes, Hypocreales, Cordycipitaceae. Gene Ontology annotation, cellular component: cytoplasm; nucleus. The record is from RefSeq and is a predicted model, not a curated record. Bases 1 to 1257 code for a protein of 418 amino acids. Gene Ontology annotation, molecular function: RNA polymerase II cis-regulatory region sequence-specific DNA binding. The transcript has a single exon.
AUGCAACGAGCACAGUCAGCGGUCGAGAUCUCGAGUCUACUUCAGCAACAACAACAACCUCUUGGCUCUAACCCAAGCAAUAGCCUUUAUCGAGGCGACAGAGACAUGGCUUCCGCCGCCGUCAGUGUCAUUAAGCCCAACGGGCCUCUGCCUACCGCCCAGGCCGCCGAAGCUGCCACCUCCACCGAGCUGCCUCGCCCUUACAAGUGCCCUCUCUGCGACAAGGCCUUCCACCGCCUCGAGCACCAGACCAGACAUAUCCGCACUCACACCGGCGAGAAGCCUCAUGCCUGCCAGUUCCCUGGCUGCUCCAAGAAGUUCUCUCGCUCCGACGAGCUGACCAGGCACUCGAGGAUCCACAACAACCCCAACUCUCGUCGUGGUAACAAGGGCCAGCAGCAACAGCAACAUCACCAGCAGCACCCCGUCCACCAUGGUCUGCCUCACCACAUGCACUCCGAGGGCCUGAUGGCGCCUCCUCCGGCUCCCAAGACCAUUCGUUCUGCGCCUACCUCCACCCUGCACUCGCCCAACGUCUCGCCGCCUCACUCGUUUGCCUCGUUUGCCUCUCCCCACUCUGGUGCUCACUACAACCGCAACGGCGACAUCUCCAUGCUCGCCAAGGCCGCUCACCAGGUCGAGCGCGAGAACACUAGCCACGGCCACUCGGCUCGUCACCACCCUUACUACAGCAACGGUGGCCACCAUCCUCGCGGCAACCCUGCCGGCCUGGGUUCCUACCACAUGUCGAGAACCCACUCGGGUGAGGACCACGGCGACGACCACUACCACGGUGGCUUCCGUCACAUCAAGCGCUCUCGUCCCAACUCGCCCAACUCUACCGCACCCUCUUCUCCCACCUUCUCUCAUGACUCCCUCUCUCCCACUCCUGACCACACGCCCAUUGCCACGCCUGCACACUCGCCCCGCCUGCGUCCCUUCUCCGGCUAUGAGCUGCCUAGCCUGCGCAACCUGUCGCUGCAGCACAACACGCCAGCUCUUGCACCCAUGGAGCCUCACCUGGAGACGCCUGCCUUCCCUCCAAUUCUGCAGCAGGGCAAUACCCAGCGCAGCACCGGCAUGUCUUUGACUGACAUCCUCAGCCGCCCAGACGGCAGCCAGAGAAAACUCCCCGUGCCCCAGCCCCCCAAGGUUGCUGUUCAGGAUCUCCUCUCGGAGCAGGGCUACCACGCCCACAGCGGCCGCAGCUCUGCCACCGGCAGUCUCGCCGGCGGCGACUUGAUGGAUCGCGCCUAG